AUGUCCAGUUCCGAAUCUUCCGAAGACAUGGACCGAUGGCAGUCUAUCUUCGCGGCCGUGACAGACAGUGAGUUACGCUUUUACGAAAGCGCGCCGUGGUCAGGUGAAGCAUGGCGAGCACCUGCGGAAGCUUAUUCACUGAUAGCAACUCGGCUAGUAGGAUCUGGCAAAAAGGCAGAGCUACCAGAAUUUAGCAUUCGAUGCGCGACUGUGGAAGGAGUGAUAACACAUUCGCUGCGAGCAGAAACGCACAGGGACUUGGCAGCGUGGGCGAAAGCGUUAGUUAAUGGAAGCCAUGCGAGCGCUGUGACCCAGCGAGAGUUGGUUUGCAGAUGUGUUUGGAAAGGGCGACCGGCCCAAUUAGUAAUUCACUACGAGAACGGUUUCACGUUAUUGGAGGCGGGUACGGGAUCAAGGACGCUCUGGAGGUAUCCCUUCGAUAGGCUAAGGAAUUCUUCGGACGACGGCAAGAGGUAUCUAUGGUUGGAUUUCGGUGCGGCCGAUGAAGGAGAUGUUGAACUGGAUAUGGAAGGAUGUCCAAAGCCAAUUGUCUUCAUAUUGCACAAUUUCUUAUCUGCCAAAAUCCAUCGAUUAGGCUUGACAGCCUGA
Messenger RNA from Diabrotica balteata, 609 nucleotides. NCBI's taxonomy places the organism in Eukaryota, Metazoa, Arthropoda, Insecta, Coleoptera, Chrysomelidae. The record is from the annotation of a GenBank genome assembly.